Molecule: messenger RNA, 366 nt
Organism: Pelobates cultripes (western spadefoot toad)
Lineage: Eukaryota; Metazoa; Chordata; Amphibia; Anura; Pelobatidae
Source: the annotation of a GenBank genome assembly
AUGUCUGCAGCCAACUCUAUUACUGUCCAAAAGCUGGAUAUGGAAAUCUAUGCGCUAAUGCAACACAUUAACGAUAUUCAUCAGGUGAUAAACCAGCAAAGAACACUUCUCCAAGACAUGUUAACUAUUGUGGAACACACAGUUGUUAUAACAAAUUUGCAUUCGGAGUUAAUUGCCAAAUCCACUGAGUUGCACCAAAGUCAUGACUUAUUUAAGAGUGAACUUCUAUUUCUGCAUGACCCAAUAUUGUUCCACACACUUACUUUUCUUGACGAAGUGCAAACUGGAAUGAUCGAAUUGGCAGGGGGACGCAUACCUCUGUACUUUGUAUCCAAGGAUAUUGUUCAUGCGAUGCGAUGCAAUUGA